CACGACGACGUACGGCGGUAGCUUCCUGGCUCACAUCGGCUUCUUUUUUUUCUUAUUUUUUGGCGCAUCCACCCCCAGAUUCGGGCGCAGCCAUUUCGUGGAGAAGUAGCCCUUUUCUCCUUGAGCUCCCCCUCCCCUACACACCCUCUUUCCCUUGUCGGCGUUCCGUCUCGGACUCGCCGUCCUUCGCGAGGGUCGUCGCGCAGCGUAGUGCUCUGAGCGACAACGGCGGCGGCGGCGACGACGACGACGGCGGAGGCUUCGUCGCGUCGGAGGCAGCCCUAGACGCCCCGCAGGAAAGGCGCGCGCGAGAGGGAGCGACUCGAUGUCUUCCUCCCAUGCAGAAGAAGAGAGCAGCACCGUCGGCCCGGCAGCUCAGGCGCCGGUGGUAGAGGCCGACGCCGCAGCGUCCAUCGCUGCUCCGGCCUUGGACGUACCAGAGCUCGCCCCUGCGCCAGCAGCGGCCCCUGCUCCUGGGCCGAUCGACGAAAAUGAAGCCGCUUCAGCAGUCAACCCGACUUCGACGGCGACUGGACACACACGGGAGGAGCAGGAUGGUGUAGGUCUGAGCGCGGAGAAAGAGCAAGCAAGUAUGGACGAGGCAAAGGAGGACGUUCAUGGCGAGGUCGACAACGAAGACGGUGGGGCACUCAGGGAAGAUAUCGAAAUGGUAGCAGUGGAGAGUGCGCCCAAGGACGACACUGCGACCUCCGUCGCUGCUGCUGAUGAUGCUUCUUCCCCUUCUCCUUCUGCAAACGAGCGAGCAGCUGGGGAUGCAUCCGACGAGCUCGAGCCGCCCAUCACCGAGGCAGCCGUGGAACAAAGCAAGGAGCCGGAGGCCUCGGACUCCGAUGCUGGGACUGCUGGCGAUGUCCAAAACACUGCGAAUGAGAAAGCUCCCCCGAUCGCAACGUCGGCAGACAUGGAACUGGAUACAGGCGCCGAGGAUGUCAAGGAAGAUGCAGCACCAGCUGUAGCUGUGGUCGACGUGUCAGGAGCAGAGGCAGCAGCAGCAGAGGCACCGACAAUAGCAAUAGCUACAGAAGACGAGGAGAUGGGACAAGCAGAGCCACCGGCCGCUGCAGAGGUCGAGGCGGUUCCAGAAGCUGCUGCAGGUGGCGAAGAAGAGGCAGCUGCAGCUGCAGCUGCAGCACCAUCGGCAACGGGGCCAAGCGUGGUGGAUAAGCCGCCCGCCUCUACGGACAAGGAGGGCGAGAGCGAGGAAGUGCAGCCAAAGAAGGAAGACGAAAAGGUUGCUUCUUCGUCUGACGUCACAAAUGCGACGGACGACUCUCAGCUUCCCCCCGGGGUUGCGCCGCCCUCGCUCAUUCCCAGCUUGUCUGUCACCGCCGCGCCCCUUUCGCCUGCCGUCGCGACACCCCUGGCCGCCACGACGUCCGGUACAUCCACCCCUGCGCUUCUCGACACAGCCCCGCAAGCUUCUGCCGAUCCUCUGGCGAGUCUGACCGAGACAGAAGCGGCGAUCCAAGCAUCUCCUCCUACUGCGGCGGCGGUGGCGGCCGACACGACCGAAGCGACCGAUGACCUGGCAGACGCUGCAUCGCGAGCAAAGGUGGAAAACGCAGCCGAAGCGCCAAGCAAGGGCAGCGGCGACCUCGGCGAAAGCGAAAGCGAAAUUAAAAGCGCAGACGCGGGCGAGGCUGUGCUGGCCGAGCCUUUGGGCGAGACGGCAGAAAAGGCAGAAGGGGCGUUAGAUGCUGGAAAGGGCAAUUCAGAGGCAAGGUCAGGGCUAGAAGAGGUGGAGAAAGCAGGGGAAAAGGAAGGGGAAGACGGCGAUGGAAAGGGUACGACGCUUGCAGUCGCGAAUGGUGGUGAUGAAGGGCAAGAAAAGGGCGAGGCAGAGCAAGCGGACAACAGACCAGCUGAAGUGAUAGACGGAGAUGGCGAAAAGCGAGCCGAGGGCCUCGAGCAGACUGCAGAGGGCAAGAGCAACGAGGAGGAGGAGGAGAAGGUCGAGGAGGAGGAGAUGAAGAAGGGUGACGAGGAGAGCAAGAAGGAGGGACAGAAGAAGAAGGACGACGAGAGCAUUAGAAAAGGCAAAGACAAAGGAGGAGGAGCUGGCGCUGAAGCGAAUCGCAUUGGUCCUCAAGAUCAACAAAGAGCUGAUCAGAUUCUGCGUCGAGCUGCAGGGCAAGAAUCUGAUCGAAGAUCCCAUGUACCGCGACGCCGCCUUUCGGCUGCAGAGCAACCUCAGCUUCCUGGCCGGCAUCGCCGAUCGGUCGACCAAGCCCGACGAUGUGACUGUGCAACAGCUGCCACCGCCGCCGAGCCCGCACAAGUUGCCGUUUCCCGAGACGCCGCUGAGGAACGAGUCGAUGCUGCCUGCCCUCUACAAGCACCUCGCCAUUCUCUUCACCGACGACGAGGGCCGCAGCAAUGGUGCAGUGGUCGAGGGCAAGAAGCGGGCGAGGGAGGAGACGAGCGAGCCAAACGAAGACCAUGGGCGAAGGCGACUGUCUUCGAUUGACGGCGCGAAUCGCCCAGCAGGCAUGGCCGCCAAGCUCGCCACCCGGACCUCGUCGGAAAAUAUGCAGUUGCCUACGCCGCUGCAGUCUCUCCAGACUCCGCAGCAGACGCAGACGCAGUCGCAGACGCAGCCGCUGCAAGGACAACAAGCUCCGAUUCCUCAGCAACAGCAGCAGCAGCAGCAGCAACAGCAGCCGGCCCAGAUGCAAGCUCAAUUGCCGUUCCAGCAGCAGUCUCAGUUUCACCAACAGAUUUACCCCCAGCAGCAGCAACAGCAACAGCAGCAGCCGUCGUUCACUCAACAGCCGCCGCUCCAGCAGCAGCCAA
Molecule: messenger RNA, 2814 nt
Organism: Acaromyces ingoldii
Lineage: Eukaryota; Fungi; Basidiomycota; Exobasidiomycetes; Exobasidiales; Cryptobasidiaceae
Exons: 3
Coding region: 326-2488 (720 amino acids)
Source: RefSeq, a predicted model, not a curated record